AUGGCUUCCAUCAAGAGCGUUUUCGCCAUUGGCCUUCUGGCCACCGCCGACAUUGUUGCUGGCCACGCUGCCAUCAUCGCCGCCACCGGUGAUGCUGGUGGACAGGGCAUGGCUCUGGGCAUUGACUCCAGCACCCCCCGUGAUGGAACCCGCCGUGAUCCUUUUCAGCAGGACAGCACUCGUUUCAAGGGCGAAGCUGCUGAUUCGUUUGGUGAAACUGUCGGUGGCGGCACCAACAACCUGGAGACAGGCACCAAGGCCAUGAUGGCCGAGACUGGCACCAUGCUUCCUCAGGUCUCCCCCGGUGGCUCCGUCGACAUGACCCUGCACCAGGUCAACGGUGACGGUGGUGGCCCAUAUGACUGUAUGAUCAACGCUGACGGUACCGGAGCCGACUGGACCAACAUCAACGUGGUCACCACUCCUCCGGGUCAGAACUCCCGCAACCGUGAGGGCGCCAUGACCGACUUCCCUCUCAAGGCUGCCAUCCCCGCCGAUCAGACCUGCACAGGCACAGUGGCCGGCCAGUCCAACGUGUGCUUGGUCCGCUGCCAGAACGCCGCUCGUGCCGGCCCAUUCGGCGGCAUUGUACCAGUCCAGAUGGCUGGUACCACCACGCCGGCUGCUGCUCGCCGCAACUUGAUGCUCGCCGUCAAGCGCUCCGACGACCUCCUCAGGAAGAUGAUCAAGCGCGCCCAGACCCCUUCAGCCGCCCCCGAGGACGACCCCGCCUACCUGGCCGAGCUCCGCGCCGACGGCGAGGAGAUCUAA
This is a messenger RNA of Colletotrichum higginsianum IMI 349063, 771 nucleotides long. Its product is annotated as Cas1 appressorium specific protein. NCBI's taxonomy places the organism in Eukaryota, Fungi, Ascomycota, Sordariomycetes, Glomerellales, Glomerellaceae. The record is from RefSeq and is a predicted model, not a curated record. Bases 1 to 771 code for a protein of 256 amino acids. The transcript is spliced from 2 exons.